ACCUUUGACGUGUGAGUUUCUAAAAACAACCUGACAGCCGGGCAACAGCUAGCCAAAGACCCAUGUGAAACUGCAAAAGGGAGUGUACUGGUCUGCGCCAUGGUUUCUGUCUCUUAAGCAAACUUGUAUUGGAUUAAUCAAGUAGGCUAUAAGACGAUCCAUACGGAAAGUUAUUUUUACGGUGAGGACAAUGGAUAGCCUGGCGAAGGAACUCAUUUGUCCCAUUUGUUUGGAGAUGUUUUCAAAGCCAGUGGUAAUUCUUCCAUGUCAACACAACCUUUGCCGCAAAUGUGCUAACGAUGUGUUUCAGGCAUCCAACCCCUACCUACCCACUAGAAGCGGCUCGCUGACAUCUGGAGGCCGUUUCAGAUGCCCAUCCUGCCGACAUGAGGUUGUGUUGGACCGACAUGGAGUCUAUGGGCUGCAGAGGAACCUCCUGGUGGAAAACAUCAUUGACAUGUACAAACAACAGUCGAGCAGCCCCAGCCAACCUGCCCCGGAGGCGAAACCAGAGCAGCCCAUGUGUGAGACUCACAAGGACGAGAAGAUCAACAUCUAUUGCGUGACGUGUAGCACCCCCACCUGCUCCAUGUGCAAGGUAUUCGGGGACCACAAAGACUGCGAGGUAGCCCCUCUCAACAGCGUCUUCCAAAAUCAGAAGUCAGAGCUGACGGACAGGAUAGCGAUGAUGGUGAGCAGCAAUGAGAGGGUCCAGGGCGUCAUCAGCCAACUGGAGGAGACCUGCAAGAUUAUAGAGGAGAACAGCAGGAGGCAGAAGUCCAAGGUGUGUGAGAAGUUUGACCAACUCUACGCCAUCAUGGAGGAGAGGAAGAGGGAGAUGUGCCUGACAGUGUCGGCCGAGCAGGAGGAGAAGCUCAACUACAUCCAAGGCCUGAAGCAGAAGUAUACUGAUCACCUGGAGACCAUGGCGAAGGUCGUGGAGACAGGGAUUCAGACAAUGGAGGAGCCUGAAAUGGCUGUGUUCUUGCAGACUGCAAAACCUCUUCUGAAAAAGAUCACUGAGGGCUCCGACACGUCCCAUCUGGAGAAAGUGGAGCGAGGUUAUGAGAACAUGGAUCACUACACUGCCAGCUUUCUGAAAGAGAGAAAAGCACUGUGUGGCAUCGACUUCAUUGAAGAUGAUGAAGAGGAGGAGGAGCAGGAGGAGGAAGAAGGUGCUGGAACAGAGGAGGAGCAAGCAGUGGGAGGAGCUUCAGAUUCAGGAGCCACGCCCCUACCAGCCCAGAGCGCCAUUAAAGCCACUGCGUCCUCCUAGCUAAAGUUAGGAAACACACACACACACACACACACACACACAUAACACAUAACACACAUUCACACACAGACACACCUUAAAUGUGUCAUAAGCAACAAUUCACGAUAUGUUAAAAAACUAAAAAUGUUGUUGGUGCGGUUUUACAAACGAUGAGAAGAUAUGGAGUAUCAUAUGGAAAAUGUAUUUAACCAGAAAUGUCAUGAAUGUUUUGAAAGGUGUUUUUCACCCUCUUUUGUAUGUUGUUGGUAAAUCUGAAGAGGUUCCUGAUGUUAGUGAUAUCCUGUGAUUUUUACCUGUUCUACUUGUUUUUUCUUAUGGAAAAGACAUACACAUGCACACACACACUCAGUUUUCUUAUAGAAAACACACACAAAUGCACACACGAACACAAACAGCUAGCUCAGGUAAGAGAUUGAACUACUGAGAAUUGAAUUUUUUCCAGCCCUUUCAGUCAAUGACUACUCUCUGCACUGUGGACACAGGAGCUCCCAGAAGGCAUGGAGCCCAGCGCUGGCUCAUAGAAUGAUUAAAGCUAUCUGUAUUGCUCA
Clupea harengus (Atlantic herring) is the source of this 1824-nucleotide messenger RNA. RefSeq names its product tripartite motif containing 55b (gene trim55b). NCBI's taxonomy places the organism in Eukaryota, Metazoa, Chordata, Actinopteri, Clupeiformes, Clupeidae. The record is from RefSeq and is a predicted model, not a curated record. Gene Ontology annotation, biological process: regulation of microtubule cytoskeleton organization. Gene Ontology annotation, cellular component: cytoplasm. Gene Ontology annotation, molecular function: zinc ion binding.